AAGGCACAUCCUCACAAGCACACCAUCACAAACCACCCACACUGUCCAACAGCACCAGCUCCAGCUCUGCAGGAUGAGGAUCUGGUCCAGGAUCAGUCUGGUGCUGCUUGGUCUUGUAACUCUGGCUCUGUCUCUGGGAAAUCUCUCCAGCAGAGGACAGGAAGAGGGUGUUGCCUCUAACAGUCUGGAGGACGGGCUGGAGGUGAUCACAUACUGGUGGGGUGAAUGGACAAAGUGGACGGCCUGCACUCGUACCUGCGGAGGAGGCGUCAUGUCACAGGAGAGACACUGUCUGAAGCAAAGGAAGAAAACAACAACCGGUAAAGACAACAUGACAUGCACAGGAAAUGCAAAAAAGUAUCAUCUCUGCAAUGCAAAGGAAUGUCCUUCUACAGGGAGGAGUUUCAGAGAAGAGCAGUGCUGGUCAUUCAACUCUCAGGUUUACAAUGGAAAGAAUUACCACUGGAAACCUCUCUAUCCCGACGACUACGUUCAUAUCUCCAGUAAUCCGUGUGACCUACACUGCACCACCUCUGAUGGUCAAAGACAGCUGAUGGUUCCUGCACGUGAUGGGACGUCCUGCAAGUACAGCAACUACAGAGGCGUGUGUGUCGACGGCAGAUGUGAACCCAUUGGAUGUGACGGUGUCCUGUUCUCCCCCAACACCCUGGAUAAGUGUGGCGUGUGUCAGGGAGACGGGAGCAGCUGCAGUCGAGUUACUGGGAACUUUCGCCGCGGGGCUUCGAGUCUAGGCUAUACUUUCAUAACUCAAAUCCCCGAAGGAUCAUGGGACAUCCAGGUUAUUGAGAGGAAGAAAUCUGCAGAUAUCCUGGCUGUGACGGACCAAGCAGGGAACUUUUUCUUCAACGGGGCGUACAAAGUGGACACUCCUCAGAACUUCCACGCCGCGGGGACCAUUUUCAAAUACCGGCGGCCUACCGAUGUGUACGAGACGGGGAUCGAGUACAUCGUGGCGAAAGGGCCCAUCGAUCAGCCCAUCAAUGUUCUGGUCUGGAACCAAAAUGGGCAAAAUCCUUACAUCACCUAUGAGUACACAGUGAUGAGGGACUCUAUGGCUUCUGUGUCACAGCCUCCCAUUUACACGGGGCCGCAGGGAGGAUCCAGUCUGGUUUCAGCGGAGGUUGGGAGUGUUUUACAGCAUAACCAGAGCAUGUAUGAUAAGAACCAGGAACAGACUGCUGGACCCAGGGCGGUGGAGGGACAAAAGCCUGCUCAGGAAACCAAUGAAGUGUACGAGACGGCUAACAUUGACUGCGAGCAGGAUGCUAAUCCACCAGUGCAAUAUACAGAGGGGAACUGCAGCUGGCCCAGUGCAGUAGGGGCUCCUGGGACCGCACCAGUCAGCCAACCGGCAGAGGACAUGGUAAACUCUGAAAACCUGAUCUGGAGAGUGCUUUUGGGAGAGCGGCUCGGCUCUGAUGGUGUCCUCGCCAACAUCUCCACCAACCAGCUACUUACGCAUCAAGAUGGCUUAUCAUCUGAAGCUGAGCCGAUGGACUUGGACUACAGCAGUUUGGAGCAAGCGGGACUUAAUGGCUCAUUGCUUGAGUUUACCCUCGGAAGCCGACGAAAUGACACAGACCUCCUGCUCCCAAACAGAAAUCUUACUACCAUUUUACGCAACCGUGGCAAUCGCACCAGGAAUAACCAUAGGCUCCUUCAGAAGAACAAACCGAGCGCUGCUGACAUGUACCGGUGGAAGUUGUCCUCGCAGGAGCCCUGCAGUAUGACAUGCUCCAUUGGUGUGUCAAAAUCACUUGCCAUGUGUGUGCGGUAUGAUGGCAUCGAGGUGGAUGAUGUUUACUGUGAUGCUUUGACCCGACCAGAGCCGGUUCAUGAUUUCUGCAUUGGUAGAGAAUGCCAGCCCAGAUGGGAGGCGAGCAGCUGGAGUGAGUGUUCUCGGACCUGUGGAGAAGGUUUUCAGUUUCGGCUGGUGCGCUGCUGGAAGAUGCUGGCUCCUGGACUCGACAGCUCGGUGUACAGUGACCUCUGUACUGAAGCGCAGCUCGAGCGGCCUCCAGAGCGUCGGGCCUGCAAGAGCCCCACCUGCGGCCCUCAGUGGGAAGUAGCUGAGUGGUCUGAGUGUCCAGCUAAAUGUGGUCGCAGGAGUCUGGUCACUCGAGAGGUCAGAUGCUCAGAUGAGACCCAUGCGUGUGAUGAGGAAACUCGUCCACCAUCGACCAAAAAUUGCACAGGCCCUCCAUGUGAACGCCAGUGGACAGCAUCUGAGUGGGGACCGUGUUCAGGGAUCUGUGGUCAUGGAAAAACAGUACGGCACGUGUACUGCAAAACACCAGAGGGCCGAGUGGUACCCGAGUCUCAGUGCUCACCUGAAAACAAGCCUCUGGCUAUUCACCCCUGCGGAGACAAUGAAUGUGCUCCACACUGGCUGGCCCAGGACUGGGAGAGGUGCAACACAACAUGUGGACGCGGUGUGAAGAGAAGGACAGUGUUGUGUGUCGGCAUUAUAAGUGGGAAGGUCCAGAUAAAUGAGGAUGAGGAAUGUGACGCCAGCAAGCGGCCAGCCGAUGAGGACACCUGCUUCGAGAGGCCUUGCUUUAAGUGGUACACAACGCCGUGGUCUGAGUGCACCAAGACGUGUGGUGUGGGUGUGCGGAUGAGAGAUGUGAAGUGUUAUCAGGGACGAGAGCUUGUUCGUGGAUGUGACCCUUUGACCAAACCUGUUAACAAGCAGACCUGUGCACUUCAGCCCUGCCCCACCGAACCUCCAGAUGAAAACUGCCAGGAUCGUCCCAUCACCAACUGCUCUCUGGCUCUGAAGGUGAACCUCUGCUCUCACUGGUACUACAGCAAGGCCUGUUGCCAUUCCUGCCGAAACCUUCGAUCUUCCUAACUCUUCUCUCCAAAUAUCAUCAUCGUCGUCGUCAGGAUGAGGAUUGCAGUGAGGGAAUUCUGAAUCAGUAUUUGUUUAUAUUUAAACUCAUUACUAAAACGAUGCCUACUUCACGACAACGUCCCUCCUUUGUGGGAUACAGUAAGGAAAUAUUAAAUUAUUUGAAUAUUGCUCAGAGGAUUAUAUUGCAUGUCAUAAAAGUAUUUAUUAUUAUAAGUUGGGUUUUAUGGGACGUUUAUUAUCUGGCAGUGGCAGAGGUGGAUAUACUGAAUAUACAGUUGAAGUAAGAAUUAUUAGCCCCCCUGUUUAUUUCUUUCCCCAAUUUCUGUUUAACAGAGAGAAGAUUUUUACAACACAUUUCUAAACAUAAUAGUUUUAAUAACUCAUUUCUAAUAACUGAUUUCUUUUAUCUUUGCCAUGAUGACUGUAAAUAAUAUUUGACUAGAUAUUUUUCAAGACACUUCUAUACAGCUUAAAGUGACAUUUAAAGGCUAAACUAGGUUAAUUAGGCAAGUCAUUGUAUAACAAUGGUUUGUUCUGUAGACAAUCAAAAACAAUAUUGCUUAAUGGGGCUAAUAAUAUUGACUUUAAAAUGCUUUUUAAAAUAAUUAAAACCUGCUUUUAUUCUAGCCGAAAUAAAAUAAAUCAGACUUUCCCCAGAAGAAAAAAAUAUUAUUGGAAAUACUGUGAAAAUUUCCUUGCUCACAGGAGGGCUAAUUAUUUCGACUUCAACUGUAUACUGAAUGUUACCUCUGGCUGAAGAUUUUAGUACUGUACAUCCAAACACAGGCUGAGCCUCUGGCCACUGCUGCUUCUCACGCUCUCUCCUCUGCUCGUUCAUUCAUUUUAAGGCGAGACACUGCUGGCGAAAACACAGUUUUUUCAUGCACCUGUCAAAUUUGAGAUUUUAUAAUGUGAUUUUCACAUCCAGAGUACACUUGGGGCCAUUCACGCAGAACAUAUUUUUCCAUUCCAUUGCAAUUUUCCAUUGUUUUUUUGAAACAAGUGCUUGAUAGACAUGAAUGACUGUUUAAGUCAACACAGGCUCAUUCUCAAAACGUAGCCCUAUAUACAUUUCUGGAGAUUGCGAAUUAUGUAGCCAGUACGUAUGGUGUAUGUUUCAUUUAAAAUGGAUGGUAGGGGGGCGGUAUGAUGCCAUUCCUUUUUCGCUUACUAACUGACCGCUUACCUCCGUGUGGACGGCUUUCCCGCUGUGACCAGUUUGUCCAGUAGCUCGACAUGUACGUUGGCUGACUUGAGGUCAGCCAAAGGAAGGGCUCGAGUCCGACAAAGGACGGUUCCAAAAAGUGGGUAAGACAAAAACAGAAGCCAAAAAAAUAAAUAAACAAGUAGAUAACAGGGUGAGAAUGUGGUAAAAUCUGAAAACAUGGUAAAAAUCAGGAGAGGGCUUUUCUUUUUCUGGAUUGCUUUUUAAGUGUUGGGUUUAGGGAAGUGGGUGGAUGCUUGUCAAACCCUGCUUUUGAAAAUACUAUUGGUUGGGUUUAGGGAAAGAGGAGGGUGGGUCAGUCAAUCAGUCAGUCAUUUAGUCAGUCAGUCCGUCAGUCGACAGCGGCCUCUGGUGGAUUUACUUGAGAACAGCAGGUGCAAAUGGCACUCGAGAGAGAAAUUUGAGAUCUCAAAAAGUGUACACAGCGGCCUCUGGUGGAUUCGUGAAAACAAAAACUGCAAACAAACUUAACUCCUGGGAUGUAUUUGGCGCUCUCCAGAAAUGUAUAUGGGGUACGUUUUCAGAAUGAGCCUGGGUUGGUUCAAGUCUUUGUGAAAUCAAAAUUUGCAAUGUUUAUUUUGCUAGCACACUUUGUUAAUCCUCUGGUGAACAAUCACUCUGUGAAUGUUAAUCCAUUGAAAAAAAGCUGUUUGUUUUAGUAAUCUUCAAUCAAAUUCUGACCAUUUGCUUCCACGUUUGAUGUUUGAUGGAUUCAGCCACAAUAAUCUUAACCACUACCCUCUUACCGUUAGUUUGCUGAGGGAAUGAUGCACAAAAUGAUCCUACUUAAGAUUCCAUUUCAGUUGGAAGUAGAUCAAUAUACUGAAAUAAAAGACUCAGUGAGUUCUGAUAGCAUCUUGCACAUGAGCACCACAUUUUUAAGAAACUGUCAAGUUGAAAAAUAAAUACAUUUUUACAUGCAGCGCCACUCUUUAAUGCCAGUUUCAAAGCAGUAGACCAAACAGAAGAAGAUGGAGGCGGGGCAAGCGAUGCAAGCUUCUGUUUACAAUAGCAAUCUGUUAUUUUAAUUACAAUUCGUAAUUUUAAAGGCUGUUUUUUUUUUCAGUCAUAAAUCCCCACUUCGGAAACACUUAAAAACAUCAAACUUCCUCUCGGUAAAAAAACAUUUGAUUCUUGUCAUGCUACUGUAUGUCAUAAAGCCUGUAAUAAGGGUCAGUUAAAAAAAAGAAUAAACUUGUUAGGACAGAACAAUAUUUGACUGAGAUACAAUUCUGAAAUACUCUCAAAUCUCAAAAUAAUCAAAAUAUAGUUAAUAAAUAUAUUAUCAAAGCAUAUUACUUAGUUACUUACUAACUCCCAGGUCCGUUUAUAUUAAAGUUGACCAUAUUUAGUUGACCAAACACCAUAUUGGUGUUUUUUUUAAAUCAAAUUCUUAGGAGGUGGGUCGUUAACCCAAUGCUCAACCCCCAACUUGGAGGACAUACACUACGGACAAUUUAGCUCACCCAAUUCACCUAUAGCGCAUGUCUUUGGACUAGUGGGGGAAACCAGAGCACCCGGAGGAAACAUGCCACAUGCCAACGUCGGGAGAACAUGCAAACUCCACACAGAAAUGCCAACUGACCUGGCUGGGACUCGAACCAGUGACCUUCUUGCUGUGAGGUGACAGUGCUACCCACUGCACUACUAUGCCACCCUAGCAAUGCAUAUUACUAAUCUAAAAUUAAGAUUUGAUCUAUUUAUCUUCAAUUAAUAAUUUUGACUGAAACAAUGUAUUGUUGGCUAUUCUUACAAAUAUACUUGUGCAACAUAAGUUUUGUGGUCUCAUAUGUAUAAAAUAAAUAAAUUAGUUAAUUAAUUGAACAAGAUUUCAUUCAGUGCUCAGUCUUUUGGGGCUGAAAAUGGAUGCAAAUAAUGCAUAUUUCGUUAAAUAAAGUCUCAUUUCAUAUUUAAACAACAUUUUUACAAAUUGUCACUUGGUAAAAACAAAAUCUUGCUGUUUUAAAUAUUUGAGUUGAAUCAAAUGCACUUUUUUAGUCAUCUCAACUUCCAUCAAUUAAAUGGAGUUAACUUGUUAAUAAAGGUUCGGCGGCGGAACCACGCCUCACUGUGUCUCCUUAACCAACCACCUACACUGUAAAAAGUGAUUAGUUACUUAAAGCCAGUAAAUUGCCUUAAAAGCAACAAGUUGACUUUACAAAAAUAAUGUAAGUUAACCCAUUGUAACUUGGAAUUGUUAAGUUGGCUUAAUUUUUAUAACUAUGCAAAUUGUGCUCACUUUCUUUAAAUACACCUUUAAUAUACAUAAGUAUUUCCCCAGAUUUUCUGUAUCUACACUCAGAAAUAAAGGUACGAGAGCUGUCACUGGGGUGGUAUUUCAAUAGGUACACAUUUGUACCAUAUUGGUAUGCUUAGUAGUAUAUAUUAAUACCUACAAAUUUUACAAGAGGAACACUUUUGUACUUUUUAGGUACUAAUAUAUAACCUUAAGGGAUUAAUAUAGACCUUUUAGGUACAAAUUUGUAUCUUUUAAAAAGGUACCACCUCAGUGACAGCUCUCGUACCUUUAUUAUUGAAGUUUUUCCCUCUCCACUGUCGCCACUGGCUUGCAUGGUUCGGGAUCUGUAGAGCUGCGCUCUCGGUGGAUUUGCUCUUCAGUGUUUGGACUCUCAGUUGUGAUUACUAAACCACACUGAACUGAGCUAAACUGAACUAAACUUAAACUUUGAAAAGUGAACUACUACAGAUUUUUUUAGACUUAAUGAAGCACCAAAUAUGUAAUAUUGUGACAAUUACAGUAAUUAUUUGAAAACAGACUGAAAUAGUCUGACACUGUAAAAAGGGAUUAGUUGACUUUAAAAAAGUGAGUACAAUUUGCAUAAUUAUACAAAUUAAGCCAACUUAAUAGUUUACAAUGGGUUUGCUUACAUUAUUUUUGUAAUGUCAACUUGUUGCUUUUAAGGCAAUUGGUUUACUCGCUUUAAGUAACUAAUCAGUUUUUACAGUGUACUUCCUAAAACUUAUUUAAGGCAGACCAGCCCUCUAGCACUGUUCUUCUAGUUCUUUCAAACCCACCCACCCUUCCCUCGCUUCCCAUUCACAAUCCUGUAACCCUCUCUUCACUCCUUGGUUGAAUUGGGCGUGGGGGGUUGGGGAUGGGGUCCAAUCACUCUAUUUAAAUAUUACAGAGACAGUAUCCCCACUCUGAGUCUCUGAGCAUCAUAGUGGGACACCCGAUCAACCUAUUUACCUGUUCACUGUUUAUCCUCUUACUUCCCUUCCCUUUCAUCCCACUGUUCUCUUACCGUCCCCUUCAUCCCUACGAUAAAGUCUAUCUCAAAGUAUGGCAUGGUCCAUGCCGGUGAAACUCACUAAAAUAUUAGUCCAUCACCAAUGUAAUACCUCAUAAGUUAAACUCUUCACAAUUUUAAAAGAAUUAUUAACCUACAAAUAAGUUGAAGCAACACAUAAAAACAUUUGCAUUUUUUACAGCAUCAUCAACACUGUUUACAAGUUUUAACAUAUUCAACUAGAGAAUUAUAGUGAUGAAGAUUAGUUACAUUUCUUUUUUCUUCUAUUCAUCAUCAGUGUCUUGUCUUAACUCUUGCUAGACGUGGGCUUAUGUUAAUUUAUUGGUUACGGCAGUAGUUUUAUUGGCUUCUCUCAUUCUAUAUGCAUCCAAUUCAACUGUUUAUCUUUUUUUUUUUAAUCGACAAUGGAUCUGUUUUUUUAUUCCUUGUCGUUGAGCGAGUCCUGACACUUGAACAUGCUAUGGUUGAAAAUGUAUCUGAUUCAUAUACACAAUAAACCUAUUGUACUACCUUACCUCAAGUACAAAAGGCAAUCAGAUGUAAGUCGUUUGAUAUUCUUGAUGAAUAAAAAAAAAACGUUUGUGUACCUCAAAAUAUUAUGAAUAAUAAAUAGUAUACUCCAAA
Danio aesculapii is the source of this 7999-nucleotide messenger RNA. RefSeq names its product ADAMTS-like 2 (gene adamtsl2). The transcript has 19 exons. Gene Ontology annotation, cellular component: extracellular matrix. Gene Ontology annotation, biological process: extracellular matrix organization. NCBI's taxonomy places the organism in Eukaryota, Metazoa, Chordata, Actinopteri, Cypriniformes, Danionidae. The coding region runs from base 74 to 2875 and encodes 933 amino acids. The record is from RefSeq and is a predicted model, not a curated record.